Doryrhamphus excisus (bluestripe pipefish) is the source of this 2844-nucleotide messenger RNA. The record is from RefSeq and is a predicted model, not a curated record. Lineage: Eukaryota; Metazoa; Chordata; Actinopteri; Syngnathiformes; Syngnathidae.
UGUGUUGUCGAUUGGCCAAAGGGGAAUUCAGAACAGGCUCGUGGCCCAUGACCGUUUUUAUGGUAGCUGGAGACUUUAACCACUGAAAUCCAUCCCGCUUAUCCUCAUCAACGGACUGUAUUCCCCACCCGUUACCAGCAUGGGGACAUUCCAACCCAAGAUGAGAACACACUGGACCAGGGACACAGCAACAUAACUGAACCCAGAUGCCUGUCCUGUGGGGACAACGACAUGGACUUCGCCUGGGUGAAGGACAACACCUUCUGGGGAUUUUGCUGUUUCCCCUACCAGAGGUGUUAUUACAACUGGUCUGUCGCUAAUGACCAAACCCCUAAUGGGGUAUAUCGCAAAGCAACCCUAGAGCUACCCCUGGAGGAGAUGAGAUGCACCCCGUUCUGUAUGGUGCAAUCCAGAGCCGCAGAAAUCCAACGAGUGUAUGGAGGCGUCCUCCAGCGGAGGAGGGUGUGGAGAACCCAGAACAACCACGUGCUUGGCCAAUUCGAGGGGGUCUACCAUUCCACCUGGCGGUACCCCGAUGGCAGGCUCACCACAUCAACACAUCUGGAGUGCGGGAUGUGCAUCGGCCUGGGCCCCUACGAUCAGCCGCUGCCGGCCAAGUCCCUUCUCAGUCGCCCAGUCGAGGCUAGGGCGGUGGAGGAGGACCGGCCAAGCGUGGGAUCUCCUGCCAAGGCAGUACGGCGCCAAAACGGUACCAUCGUGGCCAAAGAGGACGCUGAGGGCAAGGUGACCAUCGUGCACGACGGCGACCCUCGCCAUACAACCAGCGCACCCGAGAACGUCUCUACCAGAAGGGGGCCUUGCACUCCGGAGCCUGAGCCAGAGGACGACGACAGGGGACCCUCCGCCGAGGAACCUGAGUCCCCUCCGCUUUCACCGAUCCCUUCUCCAUUGCAUCCUGCUGUGGAGCAGGUGGUGGAUGAUGUCCUCCGUUCCAUGUCCGUGGCCAGGGCCCUACUCGAGGCCCUCGACAAGGCGGCAGCACGAAAGCGUGAGGAAGGUCCCCUACCAGCGGGUCAAGAUGAGGAGCCACGUCCGGUCCAGGUCGUCAAUCCCCUCCGCCCUGGGGGUCUCGGGGACCAGGGCCUCUGAGGAUCAACUUCAUGCAUCCGCUGGACUGUUCUAUGUGGACUUUCAUACAACUUCCCGGUCACACUGUAAUAAUCCGACAUAGUUAAGGGUAACAAAGCGGAUUCCUGGAGGGGGUGUCAAGUGACCUGGAAAGACACCUCAGUCCAAGGGCCGGUAGGAGGAGGUGUAAUCUACAAACUGUACACCAGAGGUAGACAAAGUGUGAUUUAAGUCGAUUCAAGUUGUAACGAUCAGGAAACAGAAACAGUCCAACAUGCUCAUCUAUCGCUUUUAGACAGGUAACUACAUAAAACACAAGUUAAUCGAUACCAUGUCAGACAUGUGCAUUUAUAGGGAACAACACACACAUACUUGCUUUACACCACCACAGGAACCCUUGCAACUAUCGCUUCGCUAGGCACUUAUUAAUGUGUUGAUCAAAUACAUGUGAUGAUUCAUGAACAAAUGUCCUAUGAUCAAAGUUGUAACAACAUGAUUGCAUGACUGUAUGAAAGAAUAAGUAGGAAUGUUAUGAACAGAUGUCAUUAAACUGCCGUUAUGAGCUCCAAUAUCACAAAACCAUCUAACUAGGCCAAAGGUCACAAGGGAAAGUCCCUUCCAGAGAAAAGGACCACCUUUUGGGCGGAGAAAGGCGGGAACUGGGAAAGUACCGGACUGAAAGUCACCUCCCUCUGGGAGGACCCAUGAAGAAAGGGUGGAACAAGGGCAGGGCCUAAUUGAACAUAAAGAGAGUGAAUUCUCAGUGCUCUUGGCUGGUUCCAAGCUGCCUAGCAAGAGGCAGCACUACAAGAAGCUCCCAGGCUCACCAAGAAGACUCAGGGGACAGCUAUAAUUGACCACCCGCACGAUCUCACUGCAAGAAGCCGAGGAAGAGAAGCCUCCUCGGGCCAGAUGAACGCUGCACUCCACAUAAGAAGAAAGUUCGCUGGAACGCUCCCGGGAUACGAGUCGAGCCAACGGGGAACCGGAGCCAGCCACAGCUGCCCCCAAACCCGCCUUGCCCAAGUGAUACUCCGGAACACCAGUGAACCAAAGGAAGGACGUCGGACUGAUCACCCGGUUUCCCGCCUGCUCCGAUCAUCCCCCAGCAGCCCUUUUUACCUUAUGGGACUUUUUAUCAUCUCCUGCGGCUCACUACUCCUAGGAGCGAGGCGUUACGUAGGCUUACGGCAUACGCCUCCGCAGCCAGGUAUGUGAGUGGAGCUCAUGCGGCUAGUCCUGUCUGAUUUACCUUACAGUCUAUUAGAACCUGCUGAAAUGCCCUUGCCAACUUUAAUAAACCUUUUCGCUCUUUUACCGAGAGUUGUCUCCCAUUACCUGCUUCUGUGACAUAAAAGAGUAAAGCAUGUGUUGUAAAUAAAUUCCUUUUAGGUUGUUCCGGUAACCGAUAACCAACAGGUCCCUCUGAUCGCUAACAGAUGAGUAAAUAACCCCAGGUCCUUACCAAGAGCAACAAUUCGUAUCAGAGAGAGAGCAGCCUUUAAAGCAGAGGGUCCGGUGUCGCGCACAACCAACCCGUGGUUACUCUGGUCGUGCGUAGGCUCGGAUGCAACGGGGCCGCCUCUGCUGUUAAUACCUGGGUGAGUCUCUCUCGCCCCUGACUUCGAGGCCUCUCCUUCACGCGAGCGGUCGUAACCCUUUAAACGGAGUAGUCAGGCAGGGAGGUGCGCCUGUUCCCCCAUAACACGAGGGGGAAGUAAGGGUCUUGCAUCCCCUGGGUAACUAGGGAUUUAA